AUGACGCUAGGCAAUUCUGAAAAUCAGACCGUUCCAAACAGUCACAAUAUGCAUCAUCAUGAAACGCACCACGAAACAAGACACCUUACACAGGUUUUGAAACGCGCCGAAAGUGAAGGUACAAAUGUCGCCGCCAAAGGUUGCUGUCUUCAAUCGACUAGAUAUGUAAGUUUAACAGAGAAGAUCGAGAAACGUAUAGAAAACAAUGAUCGUUGGUAUUCGCUGGAAUUUUUUCCACCACGUACACCAAGCGGUGCAGCAAAUCUUAUCGGAUGUUUCGAUCGAAUGGCUGCUGGCCAACCGUUAUUUUGUGACAUAACCUGGCAUCCAGCAGGUGAUCCAGCGAGUGAUAAAGAAACAAGUUCCAUGAUGAUCGCUAAUACAAUGCUGAACUAUUGUGGUAUUGACACCAUGUUACAUAUUACAUGCUAUGGUGCUAAGAAAGAAGCUAUGUUAAGUUAUCUUAACAAAGCGAAAGAUUUUGGAAUUAGAAAUCUGUUAGCGUUACGUGGAGAUCCGCCGGUCGGUGAAGAAUGGGAUCCGAAUAAGAGCGAUUUUCGAUAUGGACUUGAUUUAGUUAAAUUCAUUCGACAACAUUUCGGAGACUAUUUCGUUAUUUGUGUUGCUGGUUAUCCGCAAGGUCACCCCGAUUCCGUAUCGUACGAAGAAGAUCUUGGCUAUUUGAAAGAAAAAGUUGAUCACGGUGCAGAUUUUGUCAUCACGCAACUUUUCUUCCAAGCCGAAACAUUCAUCAAAUUCGAAUCUGACUGUCGAGCUAUAGGUAUUACAUGUCCAAUCAUUCCUGGCAUAUUUCCGAUUCAAGGUUAUGCCAGUCUUCGUAAUAUCGUUCGUUUGGCUAAACUUGAUGUACCAAAAGAAAUCCUUGCUUGUAUCGAACCUAUCAAAGACAACGACGAAGCUAUUCGACAUUUUGGUGUUCAAACAUGUUUGGAUCUGUGUCGUGAUUUGCUUGAAUCUGGUAAAGUUCAUGGUUUGCAUUUCUAUACAUUGAAUCGAGAAUUUGCGACGAUCGAAGUCUUGAAAAAGCUCGGCCUUUGGUUAGAAGAACAACCAAUGCGUGCUUUACCAUGGAAGAAAACUUCAAGUAACUUUUCACGUUCAAAGGAGAACGUUCGGCCUAUCUUUUGGAGUAUACGACCGAAAUCGUAUGUUCAUCGAACAUCGAACUGGAAUGAGUUUCCUAACGGACGUUGGGGUUUAUCAUCUGCACCGUCGUUUGGUAUGCUGACUGAUUAUCACUUAUUUUACAUGAAACUCGAUGCGUCGCGAGAUGAAUUGCUUGAUGAAUGGGGACGAGAGUUAACUUGUGAAGAAGACGUUUGGCGUAUGUUUGCAUGUUACAUCAGUGGAGAAAAGAAUCAAAUUGGUAAAGUUAUCCGUCAUUUUCCAUGGACAGACGAGGAGUUAUCGUCGGAAACCUCAUUGAUUCAAACGAAUUUAGUCGAAAUAAAUCGACGUGGAGUAUUAACAAUCAAUUCUCAACCAGCUGUAAAUGGAAAGCCAAGUUCUGAUCCUAUUGUCGGCUGGGGUACACUCGAUGGUUAUGUGUAUCAAAAGGCUUAUUUGGAAUUUUUCACGAGCGCCGAUAACAUUCCAGCACUACGACAUGUAUUAAAAAGUUUUCCCAAUGUUAAUUACCAUUUUGUGAAUAAAUCGGGUAAAGUCAAUGAAACCAACAUCGAUGAUGAACAGCCAAUCGCUGUUACAUGGGGUGUUUUCACAGGUCGAGAAAUCAUUCAACCAACUGUUGUUGAUUCCGUCAGCUUCAUGAUCUGGAAGGAUGAAGCUUUCAGUCUAUGGACUGAGCGUUGGGGUAAAUUGUAUGAACCAGAGUCGCGUUCACACGCAAUCAUUGAAAAUAUUGCCGAUACUUACUUUUUGGUGAACUUAGUUGACAAUGCUUAUCCAGAAGGUUCCAGUCUCUGGACAAUCUUAGAAGCGAUGUUCGAAUACCAAAAAAACGCCAAGAAUACCAACAAUGCUUCAUAA
This is a messenger RNA of Adineta ricciae, 2010 nucleotides long. The record is from the annotation of a GenBank genome assembly. NCBI's taxonomy places the organism in Eukaryota, Metazoa, Rotifera, Eurotatoria, Adinetida, Adinetidae.